CUAGACUCGGACGCCUGGCGUAUCACCUGGGCGCUGUCGCCCAACGAACUCGGUCUAGUUCGUGGAGGCUGAAGGUGGCAUCCGCGACAUGUGCUCGUGCAAUUCCUGCUUACCUCCCUCUCCGAGUGGUGCGCGGCUCAGCAGGUAAGCAAGGUACCUCAGGUGGUUUACCACGAGGAACUCACGACAACCUAUGACGCAUGAUCCAAGCGGUCUUCAACCGAGGUGAAAGACCAUGACUCCCAAAGACCAUAUCAAGAGAAAGUGUGUUUUCAAGGCCAGAUAUCUUCGAAGCAAUCACCACUCGCAACAUUGUUGCUGACAGCCCCUCAAUCUGGAGCGCACGGCAACACCAGCCUCAGGUUCCACUGUCACCAGUUUCGGGCAUAUCAAGAAGCCACCUUGUGUAUCCCUGCCUCGCGUAGUGCAUAUUCGUCGAGCGGGUGAGAUUGAAAGGCGGCCAGCUGAAAGGUAACAAUCCAAGCGUACAGAUCGCUCUUACCAAUGGCGUUGUCUCUGUUCGCAAUCCCUCAUCUCACCGCGCCGCAAUGGCCAGACCACCCUGGUCGCCUUGCAUGGGGCCGGUGAACCUCAGCUCAGUACUCAGCCAUGAGCUGUAACGCCAGCAUUCAUUGUGCAAUACCUCUAUGCGUUGCUUUUCUGCGUGUUGCCUGUCGCUAUCCUUAAACAAUGUCUGCGUAAGCAUCUUGCCUUUUUCUGCUUCGCCCUCUGGUUCGACCCGCUCAAACAUGUGCUGUUACACGCCGUCUACGCGUGAUUCUGCUUUAUGCCUCAGGCCUUACAUAUAUAGCCUUGACUGUGCUCGGAGACCAUGUCAAACAAGAGGAAGCUUUCAGUUACAUCCAUCAGCAGCAACAUGGACGAACAACACAAUCUACCUCUUGAUGCUGGCGACGAUGCCACCAGCUCCAGACUCUUUGGCGCCAUCAAAGGGUUCUUCGAGAGCAUUGCAGGCUCUGGUUCUGACCCUACCAACCCAGUUGUCAAUGGGGCGUCCGUAGAAUCAAGACCGCUGCUGGCAAGACUGCUGGCGGACAUUGCCUCUCAAGCGCCUCGUCUAGGCGAAAAUGCUGCCCUGAUUCAUUCCUUGGUAGAUACAAGGCUUUUCGAUGGCGGCCUCGUCGAUGACCGUCAAUAUCAGAUGGAGAAGAUUCUUCAACUGGCAGCCACACUGCCUGUGGAAUCAGAAGCACUGGGUACUCUAACCGGCCAAUUCAUCAAGCUGUUAUGGGAGACUCUUGAGCAUCCGCCUCUGUCCUAUGAGGGCGACAACUACAAGUACCGCACUGCCGACGGCUCAAACAACAACAUAAUGUAUCCGCACCUUGGCAAGGCCGGGUCAUACUAUGCUAGGACCGUGGCACCCCAAACCCUAAAGCCUGGGGUCCUCCCAGACCCGGGAGUCAUCUUUGACGCCGUGUUUGCACGAGGCGAGAAAGCCCGAGAGCAUCCGAACAAGCUUUCCAGUAUGCUCUUCUACCUCGCCACCAUCAUCAUUCAUGACUGUUUCCAUACCGAUGAGCGAGACUAUUCAGUUGUGAAGACAUCCUCCUACUUGGACCUGGCACCAUUAUACGGCAGCAGUGAGGAAGACCAAAAGAAGAUCCGAACCUUCAAGGACGGCCUCCUGAAGCCGGACACAUUCUCAGAAAACCGCAUUCUUGGCUUUCCGCCCGGAGUGUGUGCAAUUGUCGUCUGCUUCAACCGUUUCCACAACUAUGUGGCCAUGCAGCUGAAGGAGAUCAACGAAGGGGGCCGUUUCAAGAUCCCCCGGGACGAGAAUGACACCAAAGGCAUUGCCAAGUUGGACAACGAUCUCUUCCAGACAGCCCGACUCAUCACCUGCGGCUUGUAUGUCAACAUCAUCCUCAUCGAUUACGUGAGGACGAUACUCAACCUGAACCGGGCUGACACCACUUGGACCCUCGACCCUCGCAAGAACUUCGCCGAUAUCUUUACCGAGGCGGGGGUACCCAGCGGGAUCGGGAAUCAAGUCAGCGUAGAGUUCAAUCUCGUUUACAGAUGGCAUUCGGCCAUCAGCGUCAAGGACGAAAAGUGGACAAACGAACUGUACCAGGCCUUGUUUCCGGGCCAGGAUGUCAACAAGGUGACUGAGGCUGACCUAUUGAAUGCACUCCGUAAGUGGCUCUCGAAAGUUGAUCCAGACCCCUCCAAAUGGGAACUGGACGGCGGCAAGUACAAGCGAACCGAACGAGGCACUUUCCGAGACGAAGAUCUGAUCAACAUCCUCAGCGACGCCACCGAGGACGUGGCUUGUGCCUUCGGGCCCCGGAAUGUGCCUGUGGUGAUGAAGCUGAUCGAGACUCUGGGUAUGAGGCAAGCCCGGGCUUGGAACGUGGCCACGCUCAACGAAUUUCGCAAAUUCUUCAAACUCGAGCCACACAAGAGCUUUUCCGACAUCACCAAAGACGAGGAGGUUGCCCGGGCGCUGAAAGCCCUUUAUCAGGAACCGGACUACGUCGAAAUGUACCCUGGUCUGGUGGCCGAAGAUGCGAAGGAUCCCUUGGAUCCGGGCUCUGGUCUCUGUCCCGGAUAUACCGUUUCCCGGACCAUUCUCGCCGAUGCGGUUGCACUCACUCGGGGCGACAGGUUCUACACGAUUGACUACACGCCAGCGAAUUUGACCAACUGGGGUUGGUCGACAGUCCAAUCUAACCCCGCUGUUGCCCAGGGCGGGUGCAUCUAUACCCUAUUGAUGCGAGCCCUUCCAUUGUACUACCGUGGAAAUUCGGUUUACGCCAUGUUCCCAUUCACCGUCCCCGAGGAGAACCGUAAGAUCCUUAGGAAACUCGGCAAGGAACAAGAUUAUAACUUCCAGCGGCCGUCGUACGUCGGCGUGCCGACCUCGAUCAGAUCGUGGAAAGGCGUGACCAAGAUUCUGGGAGACCAGAGCUCCUUCAGCGUCCCCUGGGGCGAGCACACAUCAUAUCUUACUCAUCAUGACUACAUGCUGAGUGGAGACAGCGCAGCCAACUCGACUCAACGCCGAGAGGUCCAGAAGGCCAUGUACUGCCCGGUGAAUGGCCUUGCGCAAGUGCAAGAGUUCUACGAAGACCUCACCACGCAACUUGUGGUGGCGCGGUCCGAACGACUACGCGGCGAAUGGUAUCAGCUGGAUGCCUGCCGGGACGUUGGCAAUCCGUCCCACGCGAUCUUCGUGGCUCGCCUCUUCCAUCUCCCGCUGAAGCAGAAGGGCGACAAGAACCCGAUCGGCGUGGAAGUCGACCAGCUCUACCUUGCCCUGUCCGUGCUGUUUGCAUACGUCUUCUUGGACGGCGACACAGCAAGCUCAUUCAAGCUGCGAGCAUCGGCCCAAGAAGCCACUGACAAGCUCGCCGAGCUUGUCAAGAUUGUCUGUAAGGCCGUCCAUGCCGGCAGUUUGCUGCACCUGGGCGAUCUCUUCCCGAUGGGCAAGGCCGGGCAACUUCUCGAGGACUAUGGGGCCAGGUUCCUCAAGCGGCUUUUCGAAGGUGGCAAGACCGUCGACGAUGUUGUGUGGGCCAUCAUCCCCACCGCAGCGGCGGCUGUCGCUACACAGGCGCAGCAUUUCACCCAGAUGCUGGACAUCUACCUGUCCGACGAGUACCACGACAAGCAUUGGGCCGAGAUCCAACGAUGUGCCUGGUCCGACGACCCGGCCGACUUCGACAAGCUCAAGGGGUAUGCGCUGGAGGCGAACCGCCUUGCACCUGCGGCGUUUGGGCUGCUUCGCAAAGCCAACACCGACACUGUCAUCGAUGACAACGGCACCAAGGUCCAUAUCAAAGCCGGCGACUCGGUCUAUACUGACUUCAUCACCGCGGGCUUGGACGAAACCGUGUUCCCCAAUCCCAGAGAGAUCGAUCCGUCGCGUGAUCGGUCCUUGUACAUCCACCAUGGACACGGCCCGCACGCCUGCCUUGGCCGCCCCAUGGUCGAAGUCGCCAUGGCAGCUCAACUAAAAGUGUUUGCCAAGUUGAAGAACCUGCGCCGCGCCCCUGGUCCUCAGGGACACUUGAAGAAGACUGUCCCUGUGCCGAACCCUACCAGCAGUGACCCGAAGCCCAGCCCCGGCAGUAUCCAAGUGUACAUGGAGGAAAAUUGGAGCUCAUGGUGGCCUUUCCCAACCAGCCUCAAAGUCCAUCACGACGGCCUGUCCAGAGAACAACCCGAGCAACUCGCCGGUGACACCGGCGUGCCGGGUAUCCAGGAGCAGAUUAAGGACAGUGACAUGGCAGGACCAGGAGUUGCCACCAACGGCACCAAUGGCGUAGACGGGGACCACGACAUGGAAAACGGCACUGCUUAAGAAGCAGUCAAUUUGACCGUUGGUUGCAGAUGAGUGAUGAAGAACUGGAAUUCUGCACCCACGCCGCUCUCUUGGAUGACUCUAAAUUGCCGGUUAUAAUGUAGGCUGACGGGGCGUAUCUAGCAAGUUCAUAUUGAUACUAAUACUAGCGGGAUAUUUCUUCGUGCCAUCACGUAUAAUCAUCACUCUGAGUCUUUAGAGAUGUCCAACUUGAACGGUACAAAUCGGUCGCCUCGUCCAUUGUUUCUUCCUUGUCCGAACAGAACACGAGUCCAGUCCACCUAUAGGUAUUGCUGGCGGGUAACGCUAGUGCACUACUGCCAGUGU
Messenger RNA from Exophiala dermatitidis NIH/UT8656, 4657 nucleotides. RefSeq names its product fatty acid oxygenase PpoA. The transcript has 3 exons. Gene Ontology annotation, molecular function: oxidoreductase activity, acting on paired donors, with incorporation or reduction of molecular oxygen; iron ion binding; monooxygenase activity. The record is from RefSeq and is a predicted model, not a curated record. Gene Ontology annotation, biological process: response to oxidative stress. Bases 833 to 4330 code for a protein of 1165 amino acids. NCBI's taxonomy places the organism in Eukaryota, Fungi, Ascomycota, Eurotiomycetes, Chaetothyriales, Herpotrichiellaceae.